Trematosphaeria pertusa is the source of this 2410-nucleotide messenger RNA. RefSeq lists its product as uncharacterized. The transcript has 6 exons. The record is from RefSeq and is a predicted model, not a curated record. The coding region runs from base 86 to 2209 and encodes 707 amino acids. Lineage: Eukaryota; Fungi; Ascomycota; Dothideomycetes; Pleosporales; Trematosphaeriaceae.
CCCUUCUCCUAGUCAGCUCAUUUGUUUCUGCGGCUACCACUCUCCGUCCCCGACAUAUCGUUGCCAAUGCAGAUGCUGCCGUCUCAUGUCUACGACCGACCGGCCUUCACCUCGUCCCCGAACAAGCGACAACAAACUGUACCAAGCGUGCCUUGAUCUCUGCAUUAAGGGCAUCGGGCAGCUCAAGGUCAGCAAGCGGGUCGAGCGAGCAACGUCCGCCGCCCACACCGACAACAACGACAACACGCACGUCACCCGCGCAGCCGCCUCUCGGCCACUUCCCGCCUCAUCCGCGACAGAGCAACAACAAUCUGUCCCUAUCCCCCCACCGCUACCUUCUCCGCCACCGUCCCCGCCGGCUUCGCCCGCAGCUUUUGGCAUGGAUCGCUCGUUGUUGCACGGCGCUCCACCGCGAGGACCUUCGGGCUCUCCAUCGGGCUUUCGCCCCUCCGGCUAUGGCUCCCAGGAUGCGAGGAGCAACCUGGCUGUCCAGCCUGCUGCUACCCCGACCAAGAUCAACCUCAAGAAGGCGGCCGUCAAGGUUGUGCGGCCCGCUGAGGUUGCGCGACCCGCUGGCCCUGCUCCCGCUGCGUCUAUUACGGGACCGGUCAGGUCAGCACCCAAGGUUGAAGACGGGCACGAGUCACUAAAGCCAGCCCCAAAGGCAGAUGCAAAAGCAGUCCCUGCAAAGGCUAAACCCGCCGCGCCGAACGACAACGCUGAGUCAGCUAUCGACUCCAUCUUCACUCGGCUCAUGUCUCCUAGCCCUGCACCAUCGCCGGCGGCCACGCCUACCCCAAUGCCAGUUGGCCACCAUCGAACCGCAGGACCAUCGUCGCCGGUCACGACUACUACAACGCCGGAUGGUCGUGGUCGAGCCGCAGCUGGCCCAGACAAGUCCUUCUUCUCGUUUGAAGACGAACCGACCAACAAUCUGCAGACUCAGUUCCUCAAGAACUAUGUGGCCAAUAUCGGUAGGGAGGAACCAAAAACCAGGAGUCUCGCCCCUGCAUCAGCAACGCCACCCGUGGUCGAAGUCGAAGGUGCUGAAGAACUCAAGAUGCCUUCCAAUGCCACGGUGGAGCCCAAGGCAGCGGUUAACCCAUGUGAGGGCAUGUCUAAGGAAGACCUCGAGCGUCGUUAUCUCCAGAAGGCAGCGGAGUACCUCACCUCGGUGCCCAUCGAUGGGAAGGCGAUCACAGCUGAUCUUGUCAAGAACGUGAUGAUAAAGCUGCGCCAUUCAUACUCGGCAACGACAAAGCCUGACGCGGAAGCUAUUGAUGAUCUCAAGUCAAAGUACUUAGGUGCGGUUGUCAGCUACAUCAAUGGACUCGGCAAGCGAGGCGCGACGCCCAUCACGGCCGAUUUCAUCGAGCAGAAUCUAGAGACGAACGACGGGGACUUUCUGCAUCUCUGUGCCACGCUGGUGGACGAAAAGGUGCUCGUUAUAGAGAAUCUUGACGAGGUCGCUAGGCUCUGCGAGGCCAUUAUGGGUGUCCUUCCGAACGAGGAGGCUAAGGCGGCAACUGCCUCUCCAGAGACCAAACUAAUCUCAAAUGAUCCAAUGGACAAAAUGACUGCUUGGCCAACACAGGAGAAGCGCGAGAAUGCCGCUGCAUGCCGCACCUGCGUGCUCAAGGGCGUCUCGGGUAUCACGAGCCUCAACCAACUACAGGCACUCGUUUGGGGUGGCAGGCUCGAAUCUAUUUCACUCCCAGAACCGGGAUCCGGGUUCGCCCUCGUUAAGUUCCUUACGCCUGAAGCGUGCCAGAAAUACUUCAAGGCUACCGAGAACGGUAUCGAGAUCUCUGGUGAGAAGAAGGCGGUCAUCUUCGUGGAGAAGCAGCCAGGUCCGAACUCGAUCAACGACGUCAUACGCAAUUGCAUCGAAGGCGACGCGUCGCGCUGCGUGCGUGCCUAUGACGCGGAUGAGGACUGGAGUGACAUGGCCUUGUUGAAGCUUGCCCGUGGAAAGGGCCAGUUGAAGCGAGAAGUCGACCGCAUCAAGCGAGGCAAGACUGCGAAAGGCCGAUACUACAUCGAGUUCCGAUUCGCUAGCAUCUACCAUGCUCUCAACUUCAAGCGCGCCUUAAUGGACGACGAGGACUGGGAGCACUGCACCAUCGGAUAUGCUCCAGACCCGUGCGAGACCGCUAGCGGCGUUCACUUCAAGGACGAGGACGAGGAAGGUGGUGGCUUCUUUGCUUAAAUCACCGUGGCCUCGUGCUAGUCUAGGAUUCAAAACAAGGAGGGCGCUAUCGUGGUGUAUGUCUCGGGCGAUCUUGAUUCGUAGGCUUCGAUAUGAGGUCAUGGCAUAUCAUGUCUUUAACGUCACAUGAUGGAGCGAAGAAAGGUCAUGACUUUCUGGAUGUAAUUACCUGAUCCUAUCGAAAGACUUGAUACCUCACAG